CUCACGGCGGGCGGGCGCCUUCCAGCAUUGACCGUCCCAUUCAUUCACCUCCUUAAUUUCGAUCGAAUUCCAACCACGUGGCGGUGGUGCGUCGUCUGUCUGUCUCUGUGUCUGUGUCGCUCUGGCCCUCGCCCGCCACCACCUUCCCAUCCUACACACCACGACGACGACGACGACGACGACGACGACGAGCCUAGCUAAGCUAGGGGAUCCAGAGGAGCUGUAUAUAUAUAAAUAUGUAUGUAUGACACACUCCACACGCUCUCGAGUCCUCUCUUUCUCUCUGUCUCUCCGGCUUUGCACUUCCAGGAACCCCUCCUCCCCUCAGCUACUUCCUUCUUAUUAAUUGGUUCUUCCAAUCCAACCCCAGCAGCAAGCAAGCAAAGCAUACAGAAAGUCAUGGAGGUGCCGCAGGGCCACGAAGCAGCAGCGCUGAGGACCGCGGCGCAGAACAAGCCGCCCGCCAACGCCCGGCCGUGGCCACGCGGCAGCGGAGGAGCGUCCGCAGCCGCAGCUCCUCCUCCUCCGCCGCCCAAGGUGUACCGCGUGGAGCCCCGGGAGUUCCGGGACCUCGUGCAGAGGCUCACCGGCGCGCCGCCCACGGCCCUUCGCCGCCCGCAGCACCAGCACCAGCACCACCGCGCGGGCGUGGCGGCGCCGCCGCCGGUGCAGCCGCAGCCCGUGCGCCCCGGUGGUGGCGGUGGAGAGCAGCCGGUGUACGGCGCGCCAGCGCCGUGGUUCUCGUUCCCCAUGGCCGGCGCGGUGGAGGCGGCGGCGGCGCAGCCCCAGCACGGCGCUUUCCUCUAGCUAGCUUCCUGCCUGUGUGCGACGGAAAAGAGGACGAAGAAAUUAGCAUCCUUUGUUUUUGUUUCUUUUUUCCUUCUAAAUACAAUCUUUUUUUCCUUCUAAAAUAAUACGUAUAAAAAACAAAAAAAAGGAGGAGGAGGAGGAGGAAACCUAAUUAAGCAGCAGAUGGAGCUAGCUUUCGAUCGCCUUUUAAUUUUACUGUCUCUGUAUGAUAGAUAGACGUAGGUGUGUAAUACAGUACUAGUAAUAAAUUAAGAAACAGUAGUGGUAAUUGGUUGUCAUCUGGUGUUGCUGUGAAAUUAUCACUCGGAUCCCUCCGUUCGAUUCCAAAAUACAAUAAGAAAUUGGUCUCCUCUAUUCUAUCC
This is a messenger RNA of Sorghum bicolor (sorghum), 1172 nucleotides long. RefSeq names its product atherin. Lineage: Eukaryota; Viridiplantae; Streptophyta; Magnoliopsida; Poales; Poaceae. The record is from RefSeq and is a predicted model, not a curated record. The transcript has a single exon. The coding region runs from base 241 to 807 and encodes 188 amino acids.